AUGGCUAGCCCUCCAUCAAUCAAGUCUCCCGAUCGUAGUAGAAUCUUUCCACCACACGAAGGGCAGAAUGUACUGCCCAACAGCCCCUUCUUCACGAAGCUUCUCAGACAUGCGCAUCGUGGUCGGCUCGCCAUUCGGGACCAUCUUCUCGGCGUAGAGAAGACAUACCUGGAUCUUCUAGGAGAUGCUCUGAGUCUAAGAUCUGCCCUGGAGAAGAGGCUUGACCCUAGCGUUGUCCGAAGACUGAGGCGCGGAGAUGAGCUCUACAUAGGUGUCCUGGCGGCUGGUGGUUAUGAGUUUGCAGUUGCAAUGGUCGCUGCUUUGGCGAUCGGCGCUGCUGUCGUACCCAUGAGCGUUGCCAAUCCUCCAGAGGAAGUGGUGUACUUCGUCAAUAAGUCCCGGCAGAUCGCGAUCCUCUCGUCCAGCUCGACGACGGGCCUCGCUCAAAGUGUGCUGAGUCUGCGCAGAGAACAGGGUCAACCGCUAGCACAUCUAACCGUUUCGGACGCAAUGACAAGUUCUUCCCGGUUGCAGCCUCGCGACAUAGUCAUCUCGUGCGACCGUUAUCUUGACGACAACACAGCAGGAGUUGUCAUCUUUACCUCCGGUACCACAGGCAAACCGAAAGGAUCAGUACUGCGUCGUGCUUACAUCCACGAGGCUGCACUCAAUGUGGUAGAAGGGUACGACAUCACACACAAGGACGUGCUAUUACAUACUCUGCCAGUGCACCAUGCAACUGGUCUUGGGACAAGCUUCUUCCCGUGGAUGGUCAGCGGCGCUUGCAUCGAGUUCAAAACACAUGGCUCAUUCGAUCCCGCCUGGGUAUGGCGGCGGAUCAGAGAGGGUGGCAUCACGGUCUUUUCUGGCGUGCCGACAAUGUAUCUGCGCUUGAUGUGGCACUACAACAAGGAGCUGGCAAACCUUCCGGAUGCCAAGAAGGACGCAUACACCGCCGGUGUUCGAGCUCUGCGAUGCCUUCUCUGUGGUUCUAGCGCGCUGCAGCAACCCGUGCAAAACUUCUGGACCAGUCUACGGGAUAAUGGCAAGCCCGGCAUCUUCGUUCGAUACGGCUCCUCUGAAGUACCUGGCUGUAUCCGAGUGUCUGCGGAUGCUGACUUCCCCAGGUUGCCUGGCAACAGCGUUGGAAGUCCAACAGCUGGCGUUGACGUCAAGAUCAAUAGCGAGCGUGAACUCCUGAUCAAGUCGCCGCUGAUGUUUUCAGGAUAUCUUCUCGACGAAGCGGCCACAGUAGCCGCCCACGACGAGCUCGGAUGGUUCAAGACAGGCGAUAUCGCUCGCCAAGAAGGUCCUUAUAUCUUCAUCGUUGGAAGGGCCUCAGUGGACAUUAUAAAGUCAGGAGGUUACAAGAUUGGCGCACCAGAGGUCGAACAAGCGUGUCUGAAGCUGCCGAACGUACGAGAAGUCAGCGUUCUGGGAGUCGACGAUGAAGAGUUCGGGCAGCGAGUUGCUGCCGUCGUGCUGCCCACUGCUGGUUCUAAUGGUUCGAGCUUGAGGAUCGAUCGGUUGCGGGAAGAUCUGAGGCAGACAUUGCCGGCGUACAAGCUGCCCACGCUGCUGAGAGUAGUAGAUGGCGAGCUGCCAAAGGGCGAGACUGGAAAGGUGCAGAAGAAAAUUCUGGGUCCGCAGCUAUUCCCAUCAUCGUGGCAGGAAGACUCACGGGUGCAGGUUUGGCGGUCGACAAAGGCACGCUUAUAA
Saxophila tyrrhenica is the source of this 1719-nucleotide messenger RNA. RefSeq lists its product as uncharacterized. Gene Ontology annotation, biological process: fatty acid metabolic process. The transcript is spliced from 4 exons. Gene Ontology annotation, molecular function: medium-chain fatty acid-CoA ligase activity. The record is from RefSeq and is a predicted model, not a curated record. NCBI's taxonomy places the organism in Eukaryota, Fungi, Ascomycota, Dothideomycetes, Mycosphaerellales, Extremaceae. Bases 1 to 1719 code for a protein of 572 amino acids.